AUGGAGCAUUUUGUAGACACCCUCCGCAACAUGGACCCUGCUGAACUUCGGAAGCCCUCAAAAGCCCUCUCGAGGGCUCCACGCCCUUCCACGCUUGCCAAGCACACCGUCCUUCCACCCAUCGAUGAGAACCACAUCACUCCCAAGGCAAAGGUUCAUUUCCCAACAACAUUGGACAGGAAGGUUGUGGAAGACAAGCCUUAUUCCCGCUUGGACAACAGCUUUCUUUAUAGCAAGUUCAUCUCCCCAGAAAAGGCUGAACUCAAGGGCCUAACAAAAAGGAAGGAAAUGAGCCCAGCACCAGAUACCAGUGGUUAUUCCAAGCAGGUUAUUCUUCUGUCCAAGGAAGCAGAAACCUUGACGCAGUCAGAAAUUCAGGAAGAGGAACAUAAUCCCGUGAAGAUCAACAAGCGCCCCAGCAAGAUCAUUUUAUACUCUGAGGCAGGCUUUGGAGGGCAGAAAAGAGAAAUCUGGAAUGAUGUCCCAGAUGCCACUUCUUGGGAACUCGCAAGCACUAUCUCCAUUCAGGUGAUCCGAGGAGGCUGGUUGAUGUAUGAAAAGCCCCGAUUCCAUGGGAGGAAGUGCGUGCUGGCUGAAGGGAACGUGGAAAUCACUAACCCUUGGAGAAUGUACUGCGAGGAAGAGUCAGAAAGAGGGAAUGCCCCAUUCCGUAUUGGUUCUCUCAAGCGGGUUGUGCAGGAUUACAAAUUCCCCGAGAUCACUUUUUUUGCGGAGGAAAAUGGCGAAGGGAGAAAACAGAGAUUCACCGAUUCUGCAGAAGAUUUACGAACAUGUGGGCAACCCUUGAACGCAGCAUCUAUCAUUGUACACUCUGGCUUGUGGCUCGUUUAUUCCAAACCAUUCUUUGAUGAUGACCCAUAUGUCUUAGAACCUGGUGGGUAUCCCAAUUUGCAAGCCUGGGGUGCAAAGGACCCGUCCAUUUGCUCCAUGCAUCCAAUUAAACUAGGUUCCCCGGUUGUUGAAACCCCUGCAGAGCCCAAGAUUCUAAUUUUUGAAAGGCCACAUUUCCAGGGUCGUAGCUGGGAAGUAAGCCGAGAUAUUUACAACUUAAGGAAGUCAGAAAACAACCAGGAUUCCAUGAUGUCCACUGCUGGUUCUCUCAGAAUCAUGGGAGGCUGCUGGGUUGGCUAUGAGAAAGAAGGUUUCCGUGGCCAUCAGUACCUAUUGGAAGAAGGGGAAUACUGUGACUGGACAGACUGGGGUGGCUAUAAUGAAGAGUUAUUGUCGCUGAGGCUGAUCCGGACAGACUUUUUGGACCCAGCCAUUGUACUUUUUGAAGCCAUGGAUUUUGAAGAUGGCCCCUGUGUUGAGCUCAGUGAGGCUUUGCCAGAUGUUGAGCUGGCCAGCUAUGGCAUCAUGACACAGUCCAUCCAUGUCCUGAAUGGAGUGUGGGUAGCCUAUGAAGACAAGAAUUUCAAUGGGGAACAAUAUAUUUUGGAGAAAGGAGUAUAUCGCAACUGUGAAGACUGGGGAGCAACCAGUUGCCAGAUUGCCUCCGUGCAACCUGUCCUACAGGUUGGGGAACGCAGCCUGUUCUUCAUUUCUAAGAUCCAACUCUUCACCGAACCUGAUUUCUCGGGAAACUCCAUGACUUUUCAGGAGGACCAAGCAACUCUUCCAGAGAACUUAAUCCUCCAUUCCUGUAGGGUCAAUGGAGGCAGCUGGAUUCUUUAUGAUGGCCACCAUUUUGAUGGUGAGCAGCACGUUCUCUCAGAAGGCGAGUAUCCAACACUGAGCUCCAUGGGUUGUGCCUUUACCACAGCUAUCUGCUCUCUGAAGAAAAUCCCUAUUUUCUUCUCUGAGCCUUCCAUCUUCCUGCAUGGACUGGAGUGUUUCGAAGGGAAGGAGAUUGAGUUGAAUAGUGAAGUACGCAGCCUGAAAGCUGAAGGGUUUAAUAAUCACGUGCUCUCCGUCCGGGUAAAGGGUGGGAUCUGGGUGCUCUGUGAACACAGUGACUUCCGAGGUCAUCAAUGGGUUUUGGAAUGCACAGAGAUCACCAACUGGCUGACAUACAGUGGGAUUCAACAGAUUGGCUCCUUGUACCCCAUCAAGCAGAGAAGGAUCUAUUUUCGAAUAAAAAAUCAAGAGUUGAAGACCUUCCUUUCUGUGCCUGAUGAUGUUGAAGACAUGAAAGCUGGACGAGUUCUGGUUUCGGAGAUCAAUGACCAGAACAGCUGCAUCUGGUACUAUGAAGAGGGACUUAUGAAGAACCAAAUUGCACCCAAUAUGAGUCUCCAGGUGAUUGGUGCAGCUACAAAGGGCACCAAAGUGGUUUUAUGGUCUGAGAGUCGAAUGCCCCGGCAGACAUGGAGAAUUGAUUCAUUUGGAAGAAUAUGCAGCCAGAUGUUUGAAGAUAAAGUUCUAGAUUUGAAAGGAGGCAGAACCUACGACCGGGAUCACGCUGUCCUCUGGGAGUCAUCUGAAGAGAGACCCACACAGAUUUGGGAUAUUCAAGUGCUGUGAAGAAGGCAGGAAGGGGAUCAGGAGCAGAACAGGAGCUCACGUUGCAAGUCAUCCAUCUUUGGGGUGGAAAACAUUAACCAUGUUUUUGGUCAACCUAAGCCACCUGUCCUUUCCCAAAGCUCACAAUCUGAAAAAAAAGCACAAUUGUUUAAUGAUACAGAUUUGAGACUGAUUUUCUCAGUCUUUUUGCACUGAGCAUAUGUUUCCUUCUAUGCUUUUGUUUUUUUUAGCUGCCCAAAAUGAUGCUUUCCGAAGCACAGAGUAUUGCACAAUUCGAAGAGACAAGUCAUUCACCGUUGACAGGGCUGGGACUCAAACAGGAAGAGGCAUCCCAGCUGGGUUGGAUAUUUAAAAAGAAAUUCAAUUAACAUAAGAACCUAUACAUAUAUAUAUAUAGUAUAUAUUAUAUAAGCAUGCACAAUCAUGCUUGUGCCUUUUACUCUUUUUUUUCCUAAGGGAAAGGCCUUCCUACCUUUAAAAAUUCUAUUUAUGUAUCUAUGUACUAUAAGAUGCUUUUAUAAACGUAUCUUU
Molecule: messenger RNA, 3015 nt
Organism: Protobothrops mucrosquamatus (brown spotted pit viper)
Lineage: Eukaryota; Metazoa; Chordata; Lepidosauria; Squamata; Viperidae
Gene: CRYBG2
Product: crystallin beta-gamma domain containing 2
Exons: 21
Coding region: 1-2484 (827 amino acids)
Biological process (GO): lens development in camera-type eye; visual perception
Molecular function (GO): structural constituent of eye lens
Source: RefSeq, a predicted model, not a curated record